AUGGCGGCGAGAUUAUCCCUCAAUGCCCGCAGUCGGCUUCUGCGAACGCCUCGCCUAUCUUCGACCCGGCUUCUAUCCCCAAUCCCGAGAUCAAGCAUACUACCCUGCACCUCUAUCAUACCACCAGCCAUCAACCAUAGCCCUAUAUCUGUCCGCAACUAUGCCAACGGGGGCCGUCCACACCCUCCAGGCGGUACUCACCGUAUGGAUAUGAGCGGCGGAGAGGACGAGAAAUCAGCACUAGAAAAGUAUGGUGUUGAGCUUACGGAGAAAGCUAAAGCUGGCAAGCUGGAUCCAGUCAUUGGACGGGAUGCCGAGAUUCAUCGAACCAUCCAAAUUCUGUCCAGGCGAACUAAGAACAACCCCGUACUGAUCGGUUCCGCUGGAACCGGUAAGACCGCCGUUCUCGAAGGGCUGGCUCAGCGUAUCGUACAAGGAGAUGUCCCCGAGAGCAUCAAAAACAAACGGGUUGUCUCAUUGGACCUGGGCUCUCUAAUUGCAGGAGCCAAGUUCCGGGGUGACUUCGAGGAGCGUCUGAAAGCCGUCCUGAAGGAAGUGGAGGAUGCAGAAGGCGGGGUGAUCCUCUUCAUUGACGAGCUUCACACCUUGCUGGGACUUGGCAAGGCUGAGGGCAGCAUUGAUGCUAGUAAUCUUCUCAAGCCUGCUUUGUCGCGAGGCGAGCUUCAAUGCUGUGGUGCCACUACUCUGAAUGAAUAUCGAUUGAUUGAAAAAGAUGUGGCUCUUGCCCGACGGUUCCAGCCUAUUCUGGUGAGUGAGCCGUCGGUCGCCUCGACUAUUUCCAUUCUACGGGGCAUCAAGAACAAAUACGAAGUACAUCAUGGUGUCAGAAUUACAGAUGGCGCUUUAGUAGCUGCAGCCACUUACAGUAAUCGCUACAUCACCGAUCGAUUCCUGCCCGACAAAGCGAUUGAUCUUGUCGAUGAAGCUGCAUCGGCUCUUCGCUUGCAACAGGAGUCGAAACCCGACUCGAUUCGGGAACUUGAACGUGACAUUACUACCAUCCAAAUUGAGCUUGAGUCUCUUCGCAAGGAAACCGAUGUUGCCAGCCGCGAACGGCGAGAGAAGCUUCAAGAAGACCUGAAGACCAAGCAAGCGGAGGCCAGUAAAUUGACCGAGGCCUGGGAAGAGGAGAAGGCCGAAAUUGAUACCAUCAAACGCACCAAGGAGAAUUUAGAACGCGCUCGGUUUGAACUUGAACAAGCUCAACGCGAAGGAAACUUUGCCAAGGCUGGAGAAUUGAGAUACUCUACCAUCCCAGAGCUCGAAGCCAAGCUACCCAAAGAAGGCGCUGAACAGGAUCCUCAUAAUCAAACUCUGAUUCACGACUCAGUUACUGCAGAUGACAUUGGAAACGUCGUUUCUCGGACCACAGGCAUCCCCGUUAACAAGCUCAUGGCUGGAGACGUGGAGAAGUUGAUUCAUAUGGAGGACACUCUCCGAAAAUCAGUCCGCGGACAAGAUGAAGCGCUUUCUGCUGUGGCAAAUGCUGUGCGGAUGCAGAGAGCUGGUCUCAGCGGAGAAAAUCGCCCUAUGGCCUCUUUCAUGUUCCUUGGUCCCACCGGUGUUGGAAAGACUGAGCUCUGCAAGAAGAUGGCCGAGUUCCUUUUCUCCACGGAAACUGCAGUUUUACGGUUUGACAUGAGUGAAUUCCAGGAGAAGCACACAAUCAGUCGACUCAUUGGUUCUCCUGCCGGAUAUGUUGGAUAUGAUGAUGCUGGUCAGCUCACCGAGGCUGUCAGACGGAAGCCUUACGCUGUUCUGCUAUUUGAUGAAUUCGAGAAGGCUCAUCGUGAUAUCUCAGCGCUCCUGCUGCAGGUCCUCGAUGAGGGCUUCCUGACAGAUGCGCAAGGCCACAAGGUUGAUUUCCGAAACACCCUGAUUGUGUUGACCUCGAAUCUUGGAGCUAGUAUCCUGGUCGGAGCAGACCCCUUGUACCCAAUUAAAGAUGACGCCGGUGAUGCCGAGCUCCCAGAAAAGGUCAAAUCGGCUGUUAUGGAUGUGGUUCAGAGCGCAUACCCACCUGAGUUCAUGAACCGAAUCGAUGAAUUCAUCAUCUUCAGACGCCUGUCCCAGGAUGCUCUCCGGGACAUCGUCGAUAUCAGAAUCAAAGAGCUUCAGGCUAGACUCGAUGACCGCCGUAUGACUCUGCAGGUUGACAAUGAGACUAAGGACUGGCUGUGCGAGAAAGGCUACGACCCCAAAUUUGGUGCCCGGCCUUUGAACCGUCUCAUUGCUAAGGAGAUUGGAAACCGCUUGGCUGAUAAGAUCAUCCGAGGUGAAAUUGUCUCUGGUCAAACUGCCCGAGUUUCUCUUGAUGAGUCUAAGUCUGGCCUUGUGGUAACUGCGGAGACCGCGGAAGAAUAA
Molecule: messenger RNA, 2385 nt
Organism: Penicillium roqueforti
Lineage: Eukaryota; Fungi; Ascomycota; Eurotiomycetes; Eurotiales; Aspergillaceae
Gene: hsp78
Product: chaperone ATPase HSP78
Exons: 1
Coding region: 1-2385 (794 amino acids)
Biological process (GO): cellular response to heat
Cellular component (GO): mitochondrial matrix; cytoplasm
Molecular function (GO): ATP binding; ATP hydrolysis activity
Source: RefSeq, a predicted model, not a curated record